AUGUCGUUUGAAAGUCAAGCAAAGGGGAUGGAAUUCACUGAUAAGAAGAUAAGCACACAAUUUCCCGAAGAACCAGGCAUUACAGAUGUAGCUCUUGUUGUUGAAGGGAAAAAGAUGUACACCGCUAAAUCAAUUCUCUCUCUUGCCUCCCCUGUCUUCAAAGCUAUGUUUUCGUCCGAUUUUAAAAAAAAAAAUGCAACUGAAAUUGAACUACCUGGAAAGAAGUACAAAGACAUGGAAUACUUUUUGAUGUGCCUUUCCCCAAAUAAAUGCUUGGAUUUUAAUGAUAUUAUCAUUGAGAAGUUACUUCCGUUAGCCCAAGAAUAUCAAGUGGACUCCAUUAUCAAUAAGUGUGAAAAGUGGCUUCUAACAGAGAUUGAACUUACAGAAGCCAGAGGUUAUAAAAAUGCUACAAGAAAG
Saccostrea cuccullata (small rock oyster) is the source of this 420-nucleotide messenger RNA. RefSeq lists its product as uncharacterized. Gene Ontology annotation, molecular function: protein binding. The transcript is spliced from 2 exons. The record is from RefSeq and is a predicted model, not a curated record. The annotation marks the transcript as partial. NCBI's taxonomy places the organism in Eukaryota, Metazoa, Mollusca, Bivalvia, Ostreida, Ostreidae.